Coniophora puteana RWD-64-598 SS2 is the source of this 987-nucleotide messenger RNA. RefSeq lists its product as uncharacterized. The record is from RefSeq and is a predicted model, not a curated record. The transcript is spliced from 11 exons. Lineage: Eukaryota; Fungi; Basidiomycota; Agaricomycetes; Boletales; Coniophoraceae. The coding region runs from base 1 to 987 and encodes 328 amino acids.
AUGUCUUCCAUCGAUAACGUCGCUUAUGAAGAGGAGUUCUUGCUUAAAUUUGUUACUCGACUUAGUGCAUAUGUAACACAAGCACAAUACAACGUCGUUGAGCUGACCGCAUCACAGUUGCUUGCGGAACAGUUCUGGUAUGAGAAACCACGACGCCCAGAUGCACAUACUAACUUUACACCUCUUCUGUUUAAGACACACGACACGCUAACAAAUCUCGACUUCGAAGUCAAGUACAUCUGGAAAGCAAAGUUAUCCGUCAUCAAAGUACUGUAUCUGUUGACGAGAUACAUGGCCUACAUCAACGUGGUGCUCGCACUUUGGUAUUUUACUUUUGGGCACAACUUGACACCACGAAUGUGUGAAAAUGCUGCGACUGCUGUUUACUUAAUGGUUGCAACACGAACCUGGGCGAUCUGGGGUAGGAAUCGCAAAAUUGCGGUGGGAAUGGUGUGUUUAUACCUCGGCUGCGUUGCCGGGGGAGUGUAUACAAUAUACAUGUUCUUCCAAAGUGCCAUCAUCACUUCCAAUCCAGGACUUCCGGGCUGCUUCGUUGAGGGUUCCUCAUUGAUGAUGAAAUUAUCUUGGACUACGAUGCUGAUCGGGAAUUCAGCAUUGGUAGUCCUAUUAUUGAUCGAAUCGUACCUCGUCUACAAAGAAACGCGCAGCUUUCCAGCUUUGUUCAAGACUGUCAUUACUGAUGGUGAUUUCCGUCAACCUUGUCGCACACCACUGCUGACAGUUGCAACUAGGCGUCUUGUAUUUUGUGCUAUUGUCCACCUUCAACAUUGGGUGCUUGAACAGCAACUGACGAUUUUUACAGUACUAGUGAUACUAGUGAUUGUACCUAUUCCAUCGGGAUUUGAUUUCAACAUGACGGCGAUACUCAGCGUGGUAGCUGAUCCAGAGUCAUCAUACGAGUCCAGUACGCUCCCUGUAUCGACCUUUCGGGUGGCACAUCACAAUGGUUCAAACACAAACGCCUAA